UCGAGCCCAGGUUGAACAGCAGCAAAUGAUGAUUGAUGCUUUGCAGAAAUCAAUCACCCUUAAGGAUGAAGAAAUAAAGAAACUUAAAGGAGAAGUUAGCAAAGGACAGAAAUUUGGGGUAGAGACAGUCAAGGGGAAAGCUGGAAAAUUAAAAAACCUUUUUAGAUAUUACACUGGCAUAACAUACAUCCGUUUUUUGGCACUCUUACAGUUUUUAGUACCAGGAGAUGGGAGCUUUUCCAUGACCUAUGAAAAGGGACGUUGUGAUAUUCGUACUUUAUCAGCUGGGAACUGUUUGUUUUUGACACUGUGUCGUUUACGGCACAAUUUUGGGCUCAAAGAUAUAGCUGUGAGAUUUCAUUUGACAUUACAGUCGAGUGGUGCAGUAUUUAAUGCCUGGGUAGAACACAUGUACUUGAAACUAGGACAGUUAUCAUUAUGGCCACACAGAGAUACCAUCAUUUCAAACAUGCCAAGAGGAUUCAAAAGAGACUUUCCAAAUUCUGUUAUUAUUAUUGAUGGUACUGAGUUAAGAACUCAAACUCCAUUUGCUCUUGGACUUCAGAGUCAGCUGUACAGUGACUAUAAAUCAAGUACUACCUUGAAAAGUCUUGUUGGGUGUGAUCCCAAUGGUUCUCUAACAUUUGUCUCAGAACUUUUCACUGGUUCAAUCUCAGAUAAGGCAUUAACAGAACAGUCUGGUUUUUAUGAUGUGCUAAAGGUGCUCCUUACUCAUGGUUACAUCAAAGAAGGAGAUGCAGUUAUGGCUGAUAAGGGCUUUACAAUAGAGGACGAGCUUUCAGAAUUAGGUUUAGAGUUAAACAUUCCACCUUUUGUUUCUUCAGAAACCCAAAUGACUUCUGCUGAAACUCUUGCCACUGAGAAAAUUGCAGCACACCGUAUCCAUAUAGAACGCCUCAUAGCUAAGAUUAAGAAAUUCAAGAUUGUAGCACACAGAAUACCAACUUCAUUAUUUGGAAGAAUUAAUCAGAUUUGGACUGUUUGUGCUUGUAUGACUUUGUUCCAAAAUAUCUUUGUCACUGAUAAACAUGAAUAA
Molecule: messenger RNA, 1057 nt
Organism: Haliotis rubra (blacklip abalone)
Lineage: Eukaryota; Metazoa; Mollusca; Gastropoda; Lepetellida; Haliotidae
Source: RefSeq, a predicted model, not a curated record